AUGGUCUACAUCAUGGAAAUCUACGCCGACGGUGGUUGUAGAGGCAAUGGACAACUGGGAGCGAUAGGAGCCGCUGCCGCUGCUUUCAAGAAAAAAAAUGGAAAAUAUGACUGCUGGACAAGGACCUUACCCUCAUACCCUCCGCCUACGAACCAGCGCGCCGAAAUGACAGCCAUCAUCGUGGCACUUGAGCAAGCCCUGGAGAAGUUUGAAGAGCUCGACAACAAUCCACGUCUGCAUGUCAGGAUCUAUUCUGAUUCUAGAUAUGCGGUUGAUUGUAUGACAAACUGGAUCUACAAGUGGGCCAACAACGGGUGGAUCAAUUCUGCAGGCAACAGUGUUGCGAAUCGAGACCUUCUGGAGGAGGCUUCUGAUCUUGAGGAUAGAUUGAAAGAGGAAGGAGAAGUGGACUACAUCUGGAUUCCGAGGGAGGCGAAUGAGGUUGCAGACAGACUAUGCAACGCGGACCUGGACGACCAACGAGACAUGGAUGUUACCUAUGCUUCCUAG
This is a messenger RNA of Penicillium egyptiacum, 510 nucleotides long. NCBI's taxonomy places the organism in Eukaryota, Fungi, Ascomycota, Eurotiomycetes, Eurotiales, Aspergillaceae. The record is from the annotation of a GenBank genome assembly.